Molecule: messenger RNA, 3232 nt
Organism: Heterocephalus glaber (naked mole-rat)
Lineage: Eukaryota; Metazoa; Chordata; Mammalia; Rodentia; Bathyergidae
Gene: Pdcl
Product: phosducin like
Biological process (GO): regulation of G protein-coupled receptor signaling pathway; heterotrimeric G-protein complex assembly
Cellular component (GO): cytoplasm
Source: RefSeq, a predicted model, not a curated record
CUUGUCUCUAGCUCUCAGGGCGCUGGCUCACUUCUCUUCCUGUAAGUGAGCGGUCCUUUCCUUCUGGUAGCCGGAGGUGCUAGUCCAAAGGGAUCCGGACCAAGCCAGCCCGGGUAAGCUGCCUAGGGAUUAACCAGGAGGAAGCGGCGGGCACGGCCUCCGGGUGAAGGGUGGUUGGUGAGCCCAGGUAUCAUGACAACCCUGGAUGACAAGUUGCUGGGGGAGAAACUGCAGUACUACUACAGUAGCAGUGAGGAUGAGGACAGUGACCACGAAGACAAGGACAGAGGCAGGGGUGCCCCAGCCAGCAGUUCCAUGCCUGCAGAGGCUGAGCUGGCAGGCGAAGGCAUCUCAGUUAAUACAGGUCCAAAAGGUGUGAUUAAUGACUGGCGCCGCUUCAAGCAGCUGGAGACAGAACAGAGGGAGGAGCAGUGCCGGGAGAUGGAAAGGCUGAUCAAGAAGCUGUCUAUGACCUGCAGGUCCCAUUUGGAUGAAGAGGAGGAGCAACAGAAACAGAAGGACCUCCAGGAGAAGAUUAGUGAGAAGAUGACUCUGAAGGAGUUUGCCAUGAUGAACGAGGACCGAGAUGAUGAGGAGUUUCUGCAGCAGUACCGGAAGCAGAGGAUGGAAGAGAUGCGGCAGCAGUUACACAAGGGACCCCAGUUCAAGCAGGUUUUUGAAAUCCCUAGUGGAGAAGGGUUUUUAGACAUGAUUGAUAAAGAACAGAAGAGCACCCUCAUCAUGGUCCAUAUUUAUGAGGAUGGCAUUCCAGGAACUGAAGCCAUGCACGGCUGUAUGAUCUGCCUUGCUGCAGAGUACCCGGCUGUCAAAUUCUGCAGGGUGAAGAGCUCAGUUAUUGGGGCCAGCAGUCGGUUUACCCGGAAUGCCCUCCCUGCCCUGCUGAUCUACAAAGGAGGUGAAUUGGUCGGCAAUUUUGUUCGUGUCACUGACCAACUGGGGGAAGAUUUCUUUGCUGUGGACCUUGAAGCUUUUCUACAGGAAUUUGGAUUACUGCCAGAAAAGGAAGUCUUGGUGCUAACGUCUGUGCGUAACUCUGCCACCUGUCACAGUGAGGACAGCGAUCUGGAAAUAGAUUGAACCGAUGGUCUUGUCGCACAGAUUUCUCACCGUUUGGUCUAGAAGACAUGUCUGUUUAUUUUUGUUCCUUCUUAUGCCUCUGGCUUUUCAGCUGUUCUUUGUAGUCUCCUUUAUUAUGUGAAUAGUAAAGACAUUCUUAGAGUAAAUCAGAGUGCUAAAUCACCUUUUGGCUAGCAAUAAAAUGACUUAAAAUUAUAUAAACAGGAAGCCAGGCUUUUGAGCUGUUUACUUAAGAUUCUCCAGCAUGACAUCUCUGUUAUUGUUUCCAGUCAGUAUUUACGUGGCAUCCUAAAAACAGUGUCCUGGAAAUUGUCUUAUGAUGAACUCAGAGGUCUCUGCCAGGUCUAAGAAUAGAAUUUUCUGUUCAGUGUGUUAUUUGCAAUGCAAAUCAUGCAUUUCCCUAAUCAAAUGAUUAUAAUUUAUAUUUACUUGUAAUCAGAUCCAUAGCCCUAUAAAGCAGUUGAAUGUUUUCCUUAGACCCUCUUCUUCCCCAGGAUCUUGUUUGAAGGUUCCAUGUAAAGCCAGGAAUGUAGCUCAGCAGUAGAGUGCUGGCCUAGCAUGUGUGACACUGUGAUUUGGUCCCCAGUACUGCAAAAAAAAAAAAAAAAAAAAAAAAAGUUCCCGAGAUGUAUGGUUGCCUUGUCAGGAAGGGUGACCUCUGCUGCUGGAGUGGAUGGCUUGCCCCAGCACUGCUAAGCCCAGAUGGAGAGGAAGGAUUUAUGCUGACUGCUGUUGUGAUACUCUGUGUGGCCAGUAUUUUAUUGACCCAAACAUUGUAUCUGGGCUGGAGCUGGAAAGCUUGUUGAAGGAGGAUGUUUUAGAAAGGAGCUGUUGCCAGUUUCUGUCUCUCUGUUAUUUAACAAGGUAACUUAGUGUCUAAUCUAGAUUUUUUUAAAAAGAAUUUUUUUUUGCAUGCUGGAAAAAUAAGUCAUACUGUAUAGAAGAAAAUUGACCAAAAUGCAGAGGCCAAAAUAAAAAAUGAGAAUAAUUUGUAAUCCUAUCACUUAGAGUAAAACACUAAUGUUUUAGUAUAUUUCCUACCGAGAUGUUUUCUGUGUACACAUAGACAUUUUGCUUGUUUUUAAACAAAGCAGAGGGAUCAUUCUGAACAUACUGUUUUAUAGUAUGGUCAGCUAACAUAUUUUUUAAUAUUAAAUAUUUUGUAACUUUUUAAACAGCUGUUGAGAUUCCAUUGAAUAGAUAUACUGUAAUUUGCUUGAUGAGUGUCUUAGAUAGCAAAUACUUUUUUUUUAUUACAGAAAUAAUAGACAUUCAUUGUAGAGCAUGAAAUAAAAAUUGUUAAGGAAAAGAGAUUUUAAAAAGCCAUUUCGCUAACCAACAUAAGUCCCUGUUACACUUUUGUAGGUAUCUCUAGCUUUUAAAAAAAUGUAUAUUUAUAAUAAUGGUUGUCAUUCAAGUUUUUUCCUUUAGUUUCUUACUUACAAUGUACAGCCUACUAUCAGGGAAAAUACAAUCUGGAAUUAAAUAUUAGCUUUAAAAUUCAUAGUUUUGUUUUCUUGGCUGUUCAGGAAUUGACUACCUGUAGAAGAAAAUGAUGUGUUGUGUUUAAUCAAGAAGAAGAAAGGGCGUGGUUCUUCUCACUAAGGAAGCUCAUUGAAGAAAGUGUGGACAGUAUACGAAAUUAUUAGAAGCAGAAACUACUUUUGUCAACAUUGUCACUUUUUUAGUAUUUUUAAUAAUUUGAGAGCUUACUGAGUUUAGGUCUGUGCUCUGCCUUAUUGAGUAUUACAGUCAUACCUCAAACUGAUGAGUACUGAAAUGCAGUUUUCCCAUAAGAAGUAAUGUAGUCAGAAAUAAUUUAUGGAAGUUCCCCAGGACCUUCAUAUUUUACUGGGCUAAUAUGAACCUUUUAGGCUUAGUGGUAUCAUUCGUAACCUUUUUGGAGCCCGUGAUUAGUACUUAAAAUGCACAGAAGUAUAAGACAGUAAUGACAAGUGUGUGGUGUUUUCUGCACUAUUCGAGAAAUACUGUGAGACUGACACAAGUGCUGAGGCCUGAAACUUUUUUCCCGUUAAAAUGUGACAGUACUGGGUUUGAAGCCCAGGAGUAACAAAGUAUGGCUGUAUGUGAUAAAUACUUUGACAUGUUAUAAAAGUUCUAAAUAAUUUUUUAA